AUGGGCACAAAAGGGUCACUAGUUGGGAAAUUAGCUCUUGACACGAGCUUACUGCCUUUGGAUACAGGGCUGGUGCUGUUGAAGGCAAUAGUGAUGGUGAUGGUGAUGAUGUUGAUGUUUGUGUUUCAGGAUAUAGGUCCAGGGCCUCCAACCUCCUUCACAGAGAGCAAAAGAAUCUGUCAUCAAAACAAAAGCACAGGAAAGUCGAGGAGAUCAGAGCAAGACCACUAUGAAACAGACUACACGACAGGCGGCAAGUCCUGCGAUGAGCUGGAGGAGGACUGGAUCAGGGAAUAUCCACCUAUCACUUCAGAUCAACAAAGACAACUCUACAAGAGGAAUUUUGACACUGGCCUGCAGGAAUACAAGAGCUUACAAGCAGAGCUUGAUGAGAUCAAUAAAGAACUCUCUCGUCUAGAUAAAGAACUGGAUGACUAUAGAGAAGAGAGUGAAGAGUACAUGGCUGCUGCUGAUGAAUACAAUAGACUGAAGCAAGUUAAGGGAUCUGCAGAUUACAAAAGUAAGAGGAAUUAUUGCAAGCAGUUGAAGAGCAAAUUGUCACACAUUAAGAAGAUGGUUGGAGAUUAUGAUCGACGGAAAACAUAGACAGCAGAUGCCACAUUGUUAGGUUAAGAAGUAUCUGACUGACAUCUCUGCAAUGUUAUCAGGAGUCAAAAUGACUUUGGACUCUAACCUGGGAGGCCAAAUCUUUGUGAUCAUUACAGAGUUUUGGUAGUUUUAAUAUCAUCAGUAUUGAAGCAUUUUAUAAAUAGCUUUUGAUAAUCAACUGGGCUGAACACUCCAAGUAAGGAUUUUAUGCUUUAAACAUU
Messenger RNA from Balaenoptera musculus (blue whale), 830 nucleotides. RefSeq names its product occludin-like. Gene Ontology annotation, biological process: bicellular tight junction assembly. NCBI's taxonomy places the organism in Eukaryota, Metazoa, Chordata, Mammalia, Artiodactyla, Balaenopteridae. The transcript is spliced from 2 exons. Bases 1 to 606 code for a protein of 201 amino acids. The record is from RefSeq and is a predicted model, not a curated record. Gene Ontology annotation, cellular component: cytoplasmic vesicle; apical plasma membrane; bicellular tight junction.